This is a messenger RNA of Paraglomus occultum, 417 nucleotides long. The record is from the annotation of a GenBank genome assembly. NCBI's taxonomy places the organism in Eukaryota, Fungi, Glomeromycota, Glomeromycetes, Paraglomerales, Paraglomeraceae.
AUGCCGUGUAGAAGGAGCUUUCACAACAGUCUCAGUGGCGUGACACGAACCUACUUGGUUGCUUGUCAUUCAAGGCUAAUUGCCGAGCCACAAAACUGGUGUCAGGGCACAAGUGACCUACUUGGUUGCCUGAUGUUCUGGUGGGAUAGGGAACCUAAAACCGAUCGUCGACGAGCAAGAGAUUGGGAUCAGGAACGAUCACGAAAGCAAGUUCAUAUUAACCAGCCGAUAGUUGCGACCGUUCAUGGGGAUGGGAAUAUAACCAAUAUAGGGGAUGGCAACGGCGGAACAAUUGUGUCUAGCAAAAGAGAUAAAGAGGAGGAAGAUGAACGAAAUCAAACAAAGCGAGUUAGAUUUCAUGAGGAAAAGCCUCCGUUAAAAAAGAAAUCUAAAUCAGGAAAAAAAGUCGGUAUAUAA